Messenger RNA from Canis lupus familiaris (dog), 1743 nucleotides. It is a transcript of the gene WNT16, whose product is annotated as Wnt family member 16. Bases 1 to 1743 code for a protein of 580 amino acids. NCBI's taxonomy places the organism in Eukaryota, Metazoa, Chordata, Mammalia, Carnivora, Canidae. Gene Ontology annotation, cellular component: extracellular region. The record is from RefSeq and is a predicted model, not a curated record. The transcript is spliced from 5 exons. Gene Ontology annotation, molecular function: cytokine activity; frizzled binding. Gene Ontology annotation, biological process: canonical Wnt signaling pathway; cell fate commitment; neuron differentiation.
AUGCUGCGCUCCAGCCCGCCGGACAGCCGGGAGGCACGGCCCGCGCUCUGUUCCACACACCGGGGGCCUCCAGUUAGCGCCCCCGCCGCGCGGGACCUGGGGCCAGCUGUGCGCCGCCCGCCGCGCCCCGAAGCCGCCGGGAAGGGCGGGAAGGAGCCGGGCAGGGACCUCUCCGGCCGCUCCGCCGGGGCGCCAGGGCGCAGGGACCCCGGGGCGGCCCCAGACACCUCCCGGGGCGCCCCCGCCGCCCUCCGCCCUCCGCCCUCCCGCCGGUCGGGGCGCCCCCGGGCCCAGCGCGCAGGGUGCGGACGCGCCGUCCGGGGCAGCGGCCCGGCCCCCCGCGGAGGCCGCGCAGCCAAUGGGAGCCCGAGGCCCGGCAGGACGGGGUGCGGGGCCAAUGGGGCUCGGGGCGCGGCCGCGGCGGGGGGGCGGGGCGGGGGCCAUGGAGGCGCCGCUCGCGCCGGCACUUCCUCCCCGACCCCGGCCGCCCGCCGCCCGACGGCCCCGCUCGCCGCCCCCCGCGGGGAGGCCGCCGCUCGCCUGGCCUCGGCCGCCUGCAGGGAGAGCGCGCGACCGCCUCGGGCUCGGCUCGGGGGGCGCGGAGCGGAGCGCGGGGCUGCGGGGCGCGGGGCCAUGGGCGGAGCGGCGCUCCCGGGGCCCGCCCGCCUGUGCGCGCUGUGGGCAGCCCUGCUCGCGCUGCUGCCCGGCGGAGCCCGGGGCGACUGGAUGUGGCUGGGCGUCGCGCCGUUCGGGGCCCCCGAGAAGCUGGGCUGCGCCGCCCUGCCCCUGAGCGGCCGCCAGCAGGAGCUGUGCCGGCGGAAGCCCCACCUGCUGCCGAGCAUCGGCGAGGGCGCGCGCCUGGGCAUCCAGGAGUGCCGGAGCCAGUUCCGACACGAGCGCUGGAACUGCCUGCUGGCCGCCGCCGCCGCCGCCCCCGCCCCCGUCCCCGCCCCGGGCGCGGGCCCCCUCUUCGGCUACGAGCUGAGCAGCGGCACCAAGGAAACAGCAUUUAUUUAUGCUGUGAUGGCUGCAGGCCUGGUGCAUUCUGUGACCAGGUCAUGCAGUGCCGGCAACAUGACGGAGUGCUCCUGUGACACCACCCUACAGAACGGUGGCUCAGCGAGCGAAGGCUGGCACUGGGGGGGCUGCUCUGAUGAUGUCCAGUAUGGCAUGUGGUUCAGCAGAAAGUUCCUAGAUUUCCCCAUCAGAAACACCACAGGAAAAGAAAGCAAAGUACUGUUAGCAAUGAACCUGCACAACAACGAAGCUGGAAGGCAGGCUGUCGCCAAGCUCAUGUCGGUGGACUGCCGCUGUCACGGGGUCUCGGGCUCCUGCGCCGUGAAGACCUGCUGGAAAACCAUGUCCUCGUUCGAGAAGAUCGGCCGGCUGCUGAAGGACAAGUACGAAAACAGUAUCCAGAUCUCAGACAAAAUACAGCGGAAGAUGCGCAGGAGAGACAAAGACCAGAGGCGGAUCCCCAUUCGCAAGGACGACCUGCUGUACGUCAACAAGUCCCCCAAUUACUGCGUGGAGGACAAGAAGCUGGGCAUCCCGGGCACGCGGGGCCGCGAGUGCAACCGCACCUCCCAGGGCGCCGGCGGCUGCAACCUGCUGUGCUGCGGCCGCGGCUACAACACGCACGUGGUCAGGCACGUGGAGAGGUGCGAGUGCAAGUUCAUCUGGUGCUGCUACGUUCGCUGCCGGCGCUGUGAGAGCAUGACCGACGUGCACACCUGCAAGUAG